Molecule: messenger RNA, 4918 nt
Organism: Pelobates fuscus (common spadefoot toad)
Lineage: Eukaryota; Metazoa; Chordata; Amphibia; Anura; Pelobatidae
Gene: MAPK8IP3
Product: mitogen-activated protein kinase 8 interacting protein 3
Exons: 32
Coding region: 174-4145 (1323 amino acids)
Biological process (GO): vesicle-mediated transport
Cellular component (GO): cytoplasm
Molecular function (GO): JUN kinase binding; kinesin binding; signaling receptor complex adaptor activity
Source: RefSeq, a predicted model, not a curated record
CUCUAUAAUGACAUGGAGGGGUUCCUCUAACAGCUAAGCAGGGGGAGCAGAGCAUCAUCAAAAAGGAUUCUCAUCAUCAGGACUGAUGCAGGCACCUGAAGGGGGUUUCCCCUGAUUCUACCAUCUGUAUUAUUACCCCACUCUUGUUUGAGGGUUGUUUCCCCGCCGCCAAGAUGAUGGAGAUACAAAUUGACGAUGGGGUGGUGUACCAAGAUGACUAUUGCUCUGGGUCAGUUAUGUCGGAGCGGGUGUCUGGACUGGCUAACAGCAUCUACCGUGAGUUUGAGCGUCUGAUACGAUGUUACGACGAGGAGGUGGUAAAGGAACUCAUGCCAUUGGUGGUCAAUGUUCUGGAAAAUCUUGAUGCAGUCUUGACAGAGAACCAGGAGCAUGAAGUGGAGCUCGAGCUUCUGAAGGAGGACAACGAGCAGUUGCUGACCCAGUACGAGCGGGAAAAAGCCCUUCGGAAACAAGCAGAGGAGAAAUUCAUUGAGUUUGAAGAUGCUCUGGAGCAAGACAAAAAGGAUCUUCAGAACCAAGUGGAAAGCCUCGAAUUUCAGUCCCGGCAACUGGAGCUAAAGACCAAAAACUAUGCUGACCAAAUUUCGAGGUUAGAAGAACGUGAGUCAGAUAUGAAGAAGGAAUAUAACGCUUUGCAUCAGCGACAUACUGAGAUGAUCCAAACGUAUGUGGAACAUAUUGAAAGGUCCAAACUUCAGCAGGUGGCAGGAAACAGCCAAUCAGAUGUUGGCGUCACUGGCAGAAGCCGGAAGGAACGCCCGACCUCGCUAAACGUCUUUCCACUGGCUGACGGAAUGGUACGUGGGCAGAUGGGUGGAAAAAUCACCCCAAGCUCGGACCACUGGCACCUGAGUGACCUCAGCCAGCUAAAGUCCAGCUUCAGCUACAAGCAGGAUGAGAUGUCAGAGUCUGGUCAGUCCUCGGUGGCAGCCACCCCAAGCACGACUGGAACCAAAUCUAACACCCCCACCUCAUCCGUCCCAUCAGCGGCUGUCACCCCACUGCACGAAAGCCUACAGCCCCACCAGGACUAUGGAAUGACCGGUAAGACCAAGAGGUCGAGGGACAAAAGGAACAGCCAUAACAUGGAGGUCCAGGUGAAUCAAGAGAUGAGGAAUGUCAGCAUAGGAAUGGGAAGCAGUGAUGAGUGGUCCGAUGUCCAAGAAAUUGUCGAUUCCACCCCAGAGUUAGACAUGUGUCCAGAUUCCCGUUUGGAACGCACAGGAAACAGUCCAACUCAAGGGAUCGUGAACAAAGCUUUUGGGAUCAACACAGAUUCUUUGUAUCACGAGUUGGCCACAGCUGGGUCAGCGGUAAUCGGUGAUGUUGACGAAGGGGCAGAUCUUCUUGUGCGGGAUGAUUUCUUUGGAAUGGGAAAAGAGGUGGGCAAUCUACUGUUGGAGAACUCCCAGUUACUGGAGACCAAGAAUGCUUUGAAUGUGGUUAAGAAUGAUUUAAUAGCAAAGGUGGACCAGCUCAAUGGGGAGCAUGAUGUACUAAAGGGGGAGCUGGAAGCGACAAAACAGGCCAAGUUGAAAAUUGAGACCCGCGUUAAAGAGCUGGAGGAAGAACUUAAACGGGUAAAAUCAGAAGCUAUUGUGGCCCUACAAGAACCCAAAGAGGAGGUAGAAGAGAGCUCCUCACCUCUGCAGGAUAACAUCCCCAUAGCGCAGCGUAGAAGGUUCACCCGAGUGGAGAUGGCUCGUGUUCUGAUGGAAAGAAACCAGUAUAAGGAAAGACUCAUGGAGCUACAGGAGGCUGUUCGAUGGACGGAAAUGAUCAGAGCCUCCCGGGAACACCCGUCUGUCCAAGAGAAGAAGAAGUCAACCAUUUGGCAAUUUUUCAGCAGACUGUUCAGUUCCUCAUCCAGCCCACCUCCUGCUAAGAGGUCUUACCCCUCGGUCAACAUCCACUACAAGUCUCCCACUCCUGCAGGAUUCAGCCAGCGCCGCAGUCACACAAUGUGCCAGAUCUCCUCUGGGGGCCGCACCAUCGAGUUCUUCCCUGACGAUGACUGCACGUCUACUGCUCGACGGGAACAAAAACGUGAGCAGUACCGCCAAGUGCGGGAGCAUGUGCGCAAUGAUGAUGGGCGCCUCCAAGCCUGUGGCUGGAGCCUCCCUGCUAAAUACAAGCAGCUAAGUCCAAAUGGAGGUCAAGAGGACAACCGUAUGAAGAAUGUGCCCGUCCCGGUAUAUUGCAGGCCCCUGGUAGAGAAGGAUCCCACCAUGAAGCUGUGGUGUGCUGCUGGAGUAGACUUGGCAGGCUGGAAGCCAUCUGAGGAAGAAUGCUUGAACGGAACCAAACCAAUAUCAGGACGCGAUCCUUUGACUUGUGAUCGAGAAGUGGAAGGAGAAAGCAAGAGCACGCACACAUCCCCAGAGAAGAAAAAGAGUAAAGAGUUGCAUGAAUUUGAUGCCACUUCCAGCCGUGUGUGGAUCCUCACCAGCACCCUGUCUACCAGCAAGGUGGUGAUCAUCGAUGCCAACCAGCCUGGCACCUUGGUGGACCAGUUUACUGUCUGCAACGCACACGUCCUGUGCAUCUCCAGUAUUCCUGCUGCCAGCGAUGGUGAUUAUCCACCUGGUGAGAUAUUCCUGGAGGGGGAUGUGAAUCCGGAAGACACUGGGGAUACCGAUGGAGUUUUAGCAGGAAUUACCCUCGUGGGAUGUGCCACAAGAUGCAAUGUACCACGGAGCAACUGCUCAUCCCGAGGAGAUACACCUAUUUUGGACAAGGGACAAGGAGAAGUUUCUACAGUCAGCAACGGUAAACUGAACCAACACCAGUCUGCAGAGGAAGCCACAGAAGCACUCGAGGUUCCAGAAUCUUCAGCCAAUGAAGCAGAGCCUGCCCAGGUGCGGCCUGGGCUCCUGACCGAACAUGUCUUCACAGACCCAGCUCCUUUGGCCAAUGGCCGUCUAUGCAGUGAAAAUGGCCUUUUGAAAGCAGAGGUGACAACAACGCAACAGGAAAGUGAGCAAAACGCCGAGAACGUCUCAGGAACCAGUGCUGCCCCCACAAUGUGGCUAGGAGCCCAGAACGGCUGGCUGUAUGUACACUCUGCGGUUUCCAACUGGAAAAAGUGCCUGCAUUCCAUUAAACUAAAAGAUUCCGUGCUAAGUCUUGUACAUGUAAAAGGACGGGUUCUCGUGGCUCUUGCGGAUGGAACCCUUGCUAUAUUCCAUCGGGGAGAAGACCGACAGUGGGAUCUCAGUAACUACCAUCUGAUGGAUUUAGGACACACGCAUCACUCCAUCCGUUGCAUGGCUGUAGUGUAUGAUCGAGUCUGGUGUGGGUACAAGAACAAAAUACAUGUGAUUCAGCCCAAAACCAUGCAAAUAGAGAAAUCAUUCGAUGCUCACCCUCGCAGAGAGAGCCAGGUACGGCAGCUGGCAUGGAUCGGAGAUGGUGUAUGGGUAUCCAUACGGCUUGACUCAACAUUACGGCUGUACCACGCACACACUCAUCAGCACCUUCAGGAUGUAGAUAUUGAACCUUAUGUUAGCAAAAUGUUAGGCACGGGCAAGCUGGGUUUCUCGUUUGUCCGUAUUACGGCACUUCUGAUUGCUGGCAAUCGCCUCUGGGUGGGGACGGGCAAUGGAGUCGUCAUCUCGAUCCCACUUACAGAAACGGUAGUCCUACACCGGGGCCAGCUGCUGGGCCUGAGGGCCAACAAAACGUCUCCCACGUCUGGGGAAGGUUCGAGACCAGGAGGUGUCAUUCACGUGUAUAGUGACGACAACAGCGAUAAAUCUGCCGGUAGUUUCAUUCCUUACUGCUCGAUGGCACAGGCCCAGCUGUGUUUCCAUGGACACCGGGAUGCCGUCAAGUUCUUUGUAUCUGUACCAGGAAAUGUUCUUGCAACAUUGAAUGGCAGCGUUCUAGACAGCCCAUCUGAAAACCCAGGUACCCCAUCCGCAGAGACCGAAGUACAACAACAACUCAAGAAUGUCCUGGUAUUAAGUGGAGGAGAGGGAUAUAUUGAUUUCCGCAUUGGUGAUGGAGAAGAUGACGAAACAGAAGAACAUCCAACUGAUGAUGAGAACCAAACCAAACCCAUGCUCUCUAAAGCAGAAAGAAGCCACAUUAUUGUAUGGCAGGUGUCGUACGUUCCAGAAUGAGACCAGCCUUCCUCUUAUCCCUCGACCCAGAAUGCCAUAACGCCUCCUGCAUCCCUCCUUCUGCUGGAAAAACCAAAUUCAGACUUUGACCCCAAUCGGUGUAGGUUCAUGGCUCACACUGAUCAAUUUUCUCCCUGUUACAGUCUGCCUUUAUUGCAUCUCCCUAAGCUUUGAAGCUCGGUAAACCCACAAUAAUGAGAAGAUCCAGAGAAUCUGUUACAUUAAGAAGACUCUUGUGAUUAUCUGUGUCAGAGGACCCACCAAAACUUGAGCAAUCGAACACCUUCAGUGCAAUUGGAUGUGACAAUCUGAAAGGUUUUGGAAAGUUAUAUUGGUGUAAUCUUUGCUUCCUUUCACAAAAGUAUACCAUACAGUGGUCAAUGGUGGACCCCUCUAUUUUGCCAUUGGCCUUAGCCUUCGGUUCAUUGGAAGGAGUUAUGAUGUUUUGAAGGAUAUAAUGUUAUCUUACGUUGCCUUAUUUAACAAUAAUCGUUAAGGCUCAUCCUUUGAACGUACCAAGUCAGCAUCAACCAUAAAGCAAUUGUCAUGUUCCCUUGAGUUAUAAUGAUUAAAAAAAUGUAAAGUAAAAUUUACUCCUAUGUCGGGGAACCAGAUAACAUCUUCUACAGGGGAUAUUUGUGUAAAAUAUACUCUGUGGGUCCGCUUUGUAAAUCAUUGCUGACCUGCAAGAUGUUUACUUGUGUUCCUACUUAAAUUAAGAAUACUUAUAAGGAACAUCUGAUCACAUCAUAACUAGGUGCAUGAUAUUAACC